AUGUUUUCCCAGAAGAAACCCUACUCGGCCGUGACCGUCACCAUCGAGAACCUCACCUCCGAGUCGUACCCCGAGGACGACCUCAGCGGCAUCCCCGACCUCGUCGAGGUCAUCAAGCUGCAGGCCUCGGGCCCCACCGAGGCCGCCCGCGCGAUCCGCAAGAAGCUCAAGUACGGCAACGUCCACCGCCAGGUCCGCGCCCUCGUCCUGCUCGACGGCCUCAUCCAGAACGCCGGCUCCGGCUUCCAGCGCGGCUUCGCCGACGAGCCCCUCCUCGAGCGCCUCCGCGUCUGCGGCACCUCGGACCUCUCCGACCCGGCCGUCCGCAAGAAGUGCACCGAGCUGUUCCGCGAGUGGUCCCAGUACGCGUCCACGCCGGGCCUCGAGCGCAUCGCCCGCUUGUACAAGGAACUGCCCAAGCGCAAAGUCGCCGUCACGCAAGAGCGCUCCAAGGUCAUCCAGGAGACGGAGAACCCCUUCGAGGACGACGAAGAGGAGGAAGCCGAACGGCGCGCCGCGCGAGACGGCCACGCCCAUGCGGGAUCCUCGUCCUCGGGGGGCGGCACAUGGGCGCCGCAGAUCGGCCCGGCCAUGGACCGUGACGGCCCGCUGAAGCCCAGCGACGGGCCUCGCUGGGGCAGCAGCAGCAAGAAGAAGAGCAAGGACAAGUCGUCCUCGUCCUCCAAGUCCAAGGGGCGCAAGCCGUUCAACCUCGAGGCCGAGAAGGAGAAGAUGAAGUCGGUCAUCGCCGAGUCGUCCAUCGCCUCGACGAACCUCAUGAACGCCCUGCAGAGCAUCAACCGCGAGAGGGAGCGCAUCUCGGACAACCAGGUCGCCGUGCACCACUUUGAGGCUUGCAAGCAGCUCCGUAGGAGGAUACUGCGCUACAUUCACCAGGUGGAAAGCGAGCAGUGGCUGGGGAGCCUGCUACAUGCCAACGACGAACUCGUUCGUGCCCUCAUGUCCUUUGAGCAGAUGGAUCAGUCCAUCGAUGCGGACAGCGACUCGGACGACGAGCUUGCCGAGCAGGCUCACAUGUACCGAAUGGCUACUCUCAAGGCCCAGGAGGACAAGGUUCAUUCACCGCAGUCCGCUCACGCUCCCGACCUGUCCGGCCUGUCACUCAACACGAAGCCCAAGGCCAUGAUGGCCCCCCACGCAGGCCCUCCGCAGCCGCCGCGCCUCAGCAAACCGCCCCCCGUCCAGACCGCCGCCGCCGCCAGCCGCGACGACAAUUCCGACGACGACGAUGACAACCCGUUUGGAGACGAAAACGUGGUUGAGACGCCGGCGCACGAAACCGCGGAGCCCAGGUGGUAG
Purpureocillium lilacinum is the source of this 1320-nucleotide messenger RNA. RefSeq names its product putative actin patch assembly and actin polymerization protein. Gene Ontology annotation, cellular component: actin cortical patch. Lineage: Eukaryota; Fungi; Ascomycota; Sordariomycetes; Hypocreales; Ophiocordycipitaceae. Gene Ontology annotation, molecular function: phosphatidylinositol binding; ubiquitin binding. Gene Ontology annotation, biological process: actin filament organization; endocytosis; actin cortical patch localization. The record is from RefSeq and is a predicted model, not a curated record.